This is a messenger RNA of Trametes versicolor FP-101664 SS1, 1170 nucleotides long. RefSeq names its product GroES-like protein. Gene Ontology annotation, molecular function: oxidoreductase activity, acting on NAD(P)H. The transcript has 6 exons. Lineage: Eukaryota; Fungi; Basidiomycota; Agaricomycetes; Polyporales; Polyporaceae. The coding region runs from base 16 to 1065 and encodes 349 amino acids. The record is from RefSeq and is a predicted model, not a curated record.
GAAAUUCCGAAGGUCAUGAAGGCGCUGGUUGCACUUGGGGAUGGCAAGGUCGCGGUACAGGACCACCCAGUGCCCGAAGUCGGCGCAGACGACGUGCUCGUCAAAGUCGUCGCCGUCGCGCAGAACCCUACCGACCACAAAUUCAUCGACUCCGGCCGCGCGAAGCCCGGCACGGUCUCCGGGUGCGACUUCUCCGGGACCAUAGUGCAGAUCGGGCCCGCCGCCGCCGCCGCGCACCCGGACCUGCGCGUCGGCGCACAGGUCGCGGGCUUCGUGAUGGGCGGGACGUUUGCGGACUACGGCGCGUUUGCGGAGUACGUGCGCACGCCCGCGGCGCUCGUGUGGCCCGUCCCCGAGGGCACGUUCUCGCACGAGGAGGCUGCGACGUUGGGAUGCGCGUUCUGGACGGCGGUGCAGGCGUUGUACCACCCCACGCGCCUUGCCCUGGUUGAGCCCCCGGAGAAGACGAGCGAGGACGUGUGGCUCUACGUGCACGGCGGAAGCUCGGCCGUCGGGCAAUUUGCUAUCCAGCUCGGCGUGAUCUCGGGGUACAAAGUCGCCACGACCGCCUCCCCACGCAACUUCGACCUCGUACGCUCGCUCGGCGCCUCCGCAGUGUUCGACUACCGCGACGUCGAUGCGGCGGCGAAGCUCAAAGACGCGACGGGCGACAAGAUCCGUGCGGCACUCGACACGAUCGGCACGCGCGAGGCGCAGGCUCUGAGCACGGCCGUCAUCGCACCGGGAGGCGGGAAAGUGGUGCAUAUCAUAAACAUCAUUCCGGACGUGACGGACAGGACGGACGUCGAGCGCAUCUACACGUUGCUGUACUGGGCCCUCGGGCGCGCGUUCAGCUUUGGGCCGACCGCAGACCACCCCGUGCGGCCGGAGGACAGGGCGCACAUGGAGCACUUCUUAACGAAGGUCCCGGGGCUGGUGAAGGCGGGGCAGAUCAGGCCGCUCCCGAUCAAGUUCUUCGAGGGUGGGCUCGCGGCGAUCCCGGAGGGGUUCCAGUAUAUGCGCGAGGGUAAUGUGAGCGCGGAGAAGAUCGUGUACAGGAUUUGAGUGCGGGUUGUGGGAUGGUUGCCAUCAUCUCUGUGGUUGGAUGCGUCAUGCUUGGUAGGUUGGGUCAAAGGGAGGGCACGGGAACCUGUAUGAGUAUGCCGAAAU